AGCUAAACUCACGCGGGGUCCUUUGCGCCGGGGCUAACAGGAUUAGCAGCAACAUGCCGACUGUCGGAGUGAAACGGGACCUUCUUUUCAAAGCGCUGGGCAAAACAUACACGGAUGAGGAGUUUGACGAGUUGUGCUUUGAAUUUGGUUUGGAGUUGGAUGAAAUUACCUCUGAAAAAGAAAUAAUCAGCAGAGAACAAGGAGACUCCAAAGCAUCCGGGGCAUCUGAUGUAAUCCUGUACAAAAUCGAUGUUCCAGCCAACCGCUAUGACCUGCUCUGUCUGGAGGGCCUGGUCCGUGGGCUACAGGUCUUCAAGAAUAAGCUGGAGGCCCCACGAUACAGACGUGUCCGCCCUGCGAGCGGAGAGUCCCAAAGGCUCAUCAUCACGAAAGAGACUGCGGCGGUUCGACCUCACGCUGUCGCUGCCGUUUUGAGGAACAUCACCUUCACUCAGGAGAGAUACGACAGCUUCAUCGAACUCCAGGAGAAACUGCACCAGAACAUCUGCAGGAAGAGGAGCCUGGUUGCUAUUGGGACUCAUGACUUGGACACGAUCGAUGGGCCGUUCACAUACACGGCCAAAGCUCCAGCUCAGAUCAACUUCAAACCUUUGAACCAAACCAAAGAGUACAGCGCCACAGAGCUCAUGAGCCUAUACAAGACGGACAGCCACCUUCGACAUUACCUUCACAUCAUCGAAGACAAGCCUGUGUAUCCCGUCAUCUACGACAGCAAUGGCAUCGUCCUCUCCAUGCCCCCCAUCAUCAAUGGAGACCACUCAAAAAUCAGCCUCAGGACCAAGAAUGUCUUCAUCGAAUGCACAGCCACAGAUCUGACCAAGGCCAAGAUCGUUUUGGACAUGAUGGUGACGAUGUUCAGCGAGUACUGCGCGCAGCCCUUCACGGUGGAGGAGGCGGAGGUGGUGUACCCCGAUGGAAAGACCUGUAUUUACCCUGAGCUGGCCUACAGGACAGAGAAGUUGUCCAGUGAAUUCAUAAACCGCAAAGUGGGAAUCAACGAGUCGACAGAAAAGAUCGCUCAACUUCUGACCCAGAUGUGCCUGAAGUCCAAAGCCACCGGAGCCGGGGAUGAGAUCGAAGUGGAGAUCCCGCCCACUCGCUCUGAUGUCAUCCACGCCUGUGAUAUCAUGGAGGACGCCGCCAUCGCCUAUGGAUUUAACAACAUCAUCCGCACCACACCCAGAACCUAUACCGUUGCAAAUCAGUUUCCGAUCAACAAACUGACAGAGCUGCUGAGGCAAGACCUGGCUGCAGCUGGAUUUACAGAAGCCCUCAACUUUGCCCUGUGCUCUAAGGAGGAUAUCGCAGACAAACUUGGAAAGAAGAUUGAAGACACAAAAGCCAUCCACAUCUCCAACCCCAAAACAGCAGAGUUCCAGGUGGCGCGCACUACCUUGCUCCCGGGGCUGCUGAAAACCAUCGCAGCGAACAGGAAGAUGCCACUGCCUCUGAAACUGUUUGAGAUUUCUGACGUGGUUCUGAAGGAUGAGACUAAAGAUGUGGGAGCGAGGAACAGCCGGCAUUUCUGUGCGGUGUACUACAGUAAGAGUCCUGGUUUUGAGGUGAUCCAUGGACUCCUGGACCGGACCAUGCAGCUCCUGGAGGUCAGACCAGGGCCAGGAGAAGGCUACAGCAUCAAGGCCGCAGACGACUGCACCUUCUUCCCGGGCCGCUGUGCUGAGAUCUUUGCGCGCGGGCAGAGAGUGGGACGGCUCGGGGUCCUUCAUCCAGAUGUGAUCACGCGCUUUGAGCUGACCAUGCCCUGCUCUGCUCUGGAGUUGGACCUGCAGCCAUUCCUUGGCCACACAGCUGAGAUUUCCCUGUCCCACGACGUUCCAUUGAAGGAAACCAAGAUUCACAAAUUCCAAACAAAUCCUGGAUCUUCGGAGUCUUCCGUUCUAACCACCCCAACUUCGACUAAAACUACAUUCGGAGACAUGAGCACCCAAGCUGGCCUGAAGUCCCUAAACAAUUUUCUAGCGGAUAAAAGCUACAUUGAGGGAUUUUCCGCAUCCCAGGCCGACGUUGCAGUUUUUGAAGCCAUACCGGUCUCGCCCCCGUCUAAUCUUUGCCAUCUGCUGCGUUGGUACAAUCACGCAAAAUCGUUCUAUCCACAGCGAUCCAAUCUACCAGUGUCCAAAAGUCAAUACGUAAUUCCCAAUCAUACUCAAAAUAUUCCCAAUCCCACUCAGAAUAAUUUAGGUUGUAGCAAUGACGAGGAUGAUGACUUGGAUUUGUUUGGGUCUGAUGAUGAAGAUGAAGAAGCGGAAAAAAUCAAGCAACAACGACUCGCGGAAUACGCAGCGAGGAAGGCCAAGAAACCAGCGUUAAUCGCCAAAUCUUCGAUCCUACUUGAUGUUAAACCGUGGGACGAUGAGACGGACAUGGUUAAAAUGGAAGAGUGCGUUCGGAGCGUGGAGAUGGAGGGGUUGUUGUGGGGGCAGUCCAAGCUGGUCCCAGUGGGUUACGGGAUUAAGAAACUCCAGAUUGGGUGCGUGGUUGAGGAUGAUAAAGUGGGGACAGAUAUGCUAGAAGAAGCCAUUACUGCGUUUGAGGACUAUGUGCAGUCUGUAGAUGUGGCGGCGUUUAAUAAGAUCUGAAACGCCAAUGUAUUUUCAUAAAACUGUCAAUAAAGACGUUUAGCUUUUG
Periophthalmus magnuspinnatus is the source of this 2670-nucleotide messenger RNA. It is a transcript of the gene farsb, whose product is annotated as phenylalanyl-tRNA synthetase subunit beta. Gene Ontology annotation, cellular component: eukaryotic translation elongation factor 1 complex; phenylalanine-tRNA ligase complex; cytoplasm. The transcript has 18 exons. Gene Ontology annotation, molecular function: magnesium ion binding; phenylalanine-tRNA ligase activity; translation elongation factor activity. Bases 54 to 2621 code for a protein of 855 amino acids. Gene Ontology annotation, biological process: phenylalanyl-tRNA aminoacylation; translational elongation. NCBI's taxonomy places the organism in Eukaryota, Metazoa, Chordata, Actinopteri, Gobiiformes, Gobiidae. The record is from RefSeq and is a predicted model, not a curated record.